AUGCCCCCGGUCGGCGGACCCAGCGCCGAGCGGGGCGGGAGGGGCGGGGGGGGGCGAAUGCGCGGACGUUCCCAGCCGUGGGGGGUGCUUCCAGGACCGGAGCCACCGAACAGCCGUGGGGCCUCAGCUUGCGAGGGGGAAGACCCCGUGGGCGAGGCCCGUUUCUCCUCUCCAGCCUCAAUCGCUUUCACGAAUGGAGUUAAUAACAAAGGUCUGCUGAGUUCUGAGGCCAGUGACCCAGCACUGACAAGAGGCUGCCUGGCCGAGGAGCCCUCCCGGGGCCCCCUUCUCGUCCUUGUAACUCAGACUGUAGAUGAAGGGGUUAAGCACUGGAGUGACCUCAGUGAACAGCCCACCUCAGCUAGUCAGCACCUGGAUACCACCUGCCAGAGCCUCAGACCCACAAGGCAGGAGGGCGCCUGCAGGCCUGCAGGGAGGAGUUCCCCAGCCAGCCUGAGCUCGCGGGUGGGGGCGCUGUGGACGCAACCCCCGGGGUCUGUUCCCGCAGAGGAGGAGCCCACGCUGGCCUCCGGGCCAGAUUCCGCGACCGUGAAAAGGCGCUCCCGCUUCCUAUGCCUGACGUCAUUAUUCGAGGGAUGGCAGAUGGGGAGAAAUGGGAGAGGAAAAUAUGAAAGGCAGCUGGCACCCCACCCGCAUGGAAGCAGAAACAGCACAGAAGUACCCCAAUUCCUCCUCCUGGGCCUCUCAGAGGAUCCGGCACUGCAGCCUGUCCUCUUUGGCCUCUUCCUGUCUAUAUACCUGGUCACCAUCCUGGGGAACCUGCUCAUCAUCCUGGCCAUCAGCUCCGACCCCCACCUUCACACCCCCAUGUACUUCUUCCUGUCCCACCUGUCCUGUGUGGACAUCUGCUUCACCUCCACCACCGUCCCCAAGACGCUGGUGAACAUCCAGACACAGAGCAAAGACAUCUCCUACAUAGGCUGCCUCACGCAGGUGUAUUUCUUUAUGGUUUUUGCCGGGCUGGACAACUUCCUCCUGACCGUGAUGGCCUAUGACCGGUACGUGGCCGUCUGCCACCCCCUGCACUACACGGCCGUCAUGAACCCCCGGCUCUGUGGGCUCCUGGUCCUUGCGUGUUGGUUCACCAUUUCCUGGGUCUCCCUGCUUCAUACUCUACUGAUGCUGCGGCUGACCUUCUGUGCAGGCACUGAGAUCCCGCACUUCUUCUGUGAGCUGGGGCAGGUUCUCACGGCGGCCUGCUCUGACGCCCUCAUCAAUGACAUCGCCUUGUAUGUGGCCACGGCUCUGCUGGGUGUGUUUCCUCUCACCGGAGUCCUGUUCUCUUACUCUCAGAUCGUCUCCACCAUAGUGAGGAUGGCCUCCACUGAGGGCAGGUAUAAAGCAUUUUCCAGCUGUGGGUCUCACCUGUCUGUGGUCUCCUUGUUCUAUGGGACAGGCAUGGGGGUCUCCCUCAGCGCUGCUGUGACCCAUUCUUCCCAGAGUAGCUCGAUUGCCUCAGUGAUGUACACGGUGGUCACCCCCAUGCUGAACCCCUUCAUCUACAGCCUGCGGAACAGGGACGUGAAGGGGGCCCUGGGAAGGCUCCUCAGCUAAACAGCCUCUUGUCAAGAUGGGUCAUUGGCCUCAGAACUGAGCAGACACUUUGGGCCCCAGAGGCACAACCACAAAUUUCAAUAUCCUGAAUCUUUACCUUCCUAAAUGAUGCUCCUCACUACUUCCAUUUCUUAUAUUACCUUCUUCUUAACAACUCCAUAAUUGUUUACUCUUCACCCUCCUUACAGCCCCUAAAGCUCUAGCCCCGGUCAGCUUUCUGACAGCCAUUCCUGAGACUUCCAGCGUUAGGGGUGAAGCACUUCUCUCAAGUGCUGACACGG
Manis pentadactyla (Chinese pangolin) is the source of this 1856-nucleotide messenger RNA. Its product is annotated as olfactory receptor 7D4-like. Bases 1 to 1575 code for a protein of 524 amino acids. Lineage: Eukaryota; Metazoa; Chordata; Mammalia; Pholidota; Manidae. The record is from RefSeq and is a predicted model, not a curated record. Gene Ontology annotation, biological process: G protein-coupled receptor signaling pathway. The transcript has 4 exons. Gene Ontology annotation, molecular function: olfactory receptor activity; G protein-coupled receptor activity. Gene Ontology annotation, cellular component: membrane.